AUGCUGCACGCGCUCGUCGCCGACGUCUCCAGGUCCGCCGCCGCCGCCGCCGCUGCCGCCGCCCUCCGCAGCAAGCAGCUCAGAAAGUUAGUCUCUUCUUCGCCGCUCGCGGAAGCCUCCGGCGCCGCUGCCCCCGCAACGGGCUCGCUUCAGCGAUUUUUAACCUGCGCUUCAACUCGAUUAGAGGCCCAACGCAUUGAUUAG
Messenger RNA from Gryllus bimaculatus (two-spotted cricket), 204 nucleotides. NCBI's taxonomy places the organism in Eukaryota, Metazoa, Arthropoda, Insecta, Orthoptera, Gryllidae. The record is from the annotation of a GenBank genome assembly.